AUGCUGUCCUCUGUCUUUGCCGCCUUUAGAUCUCCAGCCUCCGAAGGGGUACAACAGCGGCCCCCGCGGUAUGCCGGCGAGGAUACAACAGCCACGAGCCGACGGGAGAUCCUUGGGUGGUACUCGUAUGGAAUUGCGGCUGAGGUGUUCGCCGUGUGUGGCGUAGGAUCAUUCCUACCCCUCACCCUCGAACAGCUAGCCCGCGAACGCGGUGUCCUACAGACGAGUCGCGAAUCCUGUGCUGGAGCAUCGUCUGGGAAUAGCACGCAGGAUGCCGCGGGCGGCCAGUGUGUAGUGCCCAUUUUGGGCCUUGAAAUCAAUACGGCCAGUUUUGCCAUGUAUACGUUCUCUUUGGCGGUGCUCAUCCAGGCAUUGACCUUGAUAUCGUUCAGUGCUCUGGCGGAUUAUGAAAAUAACCGCAAGACAUUGUUGAUGGUUUUCGGAUUCGCCGGAUCGAUCGCCAGCAUGCUAUUUGUGUUCAUCGCGCCGCCCGUAUAUAUUCUCGGUGCGAUACUGGUCGUCGUCGGCGUGACCUGUCUCGGCUCCUCGUUUGUCGUGCUCAACUCUUUUCUUCCGGUGCUUGUCGCGAACGACCAUUCACUCCAGGACAGUAAGGCCAACGAAGGCGCCGAACUUUCUAGUUUCGACCGCGAAGAGAACUCGGAUUGGAACGCGUGGGGUGACAAUGAUAGCUUGGAUGACCUAGAUCCUUUAAACGCCCAAGCGCAAGGCUCGCCGGAAGAUGGCGCGCACAAGGCCCCAUCCUCAUCCUCGCCAGAGCUACAAUUGUCUACCAAGAUCUCAUCCAAAGGAGUUGGUCUCGGAUAUUGUGCGGCGGUAUUCGUGCAAAUAAUCAGUAUCGUGAUGCUCAUCACACUAUCCAAGACCUCGCUUGCCAAGGUAUCGGCAACACUUCCAAUGCGCUUCGUUUUGCUGCUAGUCGGCAUUUGGUGGGCCGCAUUCACCUUUGUGUCUCGUCAUUUGCUACGCGCUCGCCCAGGGCCACCCUUGGAUGUCUCUACAUCUGGGGGCAAAUGGCGGGCAUGGAUGGGACUGGUCGGAUUCGCGUGGAAGUCCCUGUGGCAAACGGUCAAAGUAGCUGUCAAGCUGCGUGAAGUACUUCUGUUCCUGGUAGCGUGGUUUUUGAUCUCGGACGCGCUGGCCACCGUCUCUGGAACAGCGAUCCUGUUUGCGCGCACCGAACUGCACUUGAGCACGCCAUUAGUCGGACUCUUGUCCAUCACCGCCACCCUGUCGGGGAUGGCGGGCGCAUUUCUGUGGCCCCACGUGUCGCGAUACUUUGGACUGCAAUCGAAUCACACGAUCAUCCUGUGCAUUGCGCUAUUCGAAUUGAUUCCUUUGUACGGCUUGCUUGCUUACAUUCCCUUCGUUCAGAGAUGGGGCGUGAUUGGGUUACAACAGCCGUGGGAGAUUUUUCCCCUCGCGGUUGUACACGGAGUUGUUGGGGGCGGGCUGGCCUCUUACUGUCGGUCUUUCUUUGGACUCCUCAUUCCUCCCGGGAACGAGGCUGCAUUUUACGCCCUGUAUGCCGCGACCGACAAAGGGAGCUCCUUUAUUGGACCGGCGAUUGUGGGUGUAUUGGUGGAUGCGACCGGUCAAGUCCGCAGCGGCUUUUUUGUCAUUGCCAUUCUGAUUCUUAUGCCAAUUCCACUAGUGUGGAUGGUAAAUGCAGACAAAGGCCGCAAUGAAGGUUUGGCUAUGGCUGAGACCUUGAAGUCACAUGGGCAGGAAGAGGAGGCAGAAGGUCUGCUAAGGAAUGAAACGAACUAA
Molecule: messenger RNA, 1791 nt
Organism: Penicillium antarcticum
Lineage: Eukaryota; Fungi; Ascomycota; Eurotiomycetes; Eurotiales; Aspergillaceae
Exons: 3
Coding region: 1-1791 (596 amino acids)
Biological process (GO): amino acid transmembrane export from vacuole
Source: RefSeq, a predicted model, not a curated record